UGAACAAUGGGCGGCAAGGCGUUUUUAGUAGUUGGUACCUUUGUACACUGUGGUGUUCUGCAGGGCAUAGGGCGCAGGCACCGUCUACUGCACUAGCGGCGAAGACGAGAAAGAACCGCGAGGUUUCAGAUCUGGUUCCGUACUUGGAGAAAUUCUUCAUGUUUACGUUUCCAGUUGAAAUUUUAUAUCCGUUUUAAGGAUGGGUUCGAACAAAGUAGCUACGGCAGUCGUUUUCGAUGUGAGCUCUUCUACGAGCGGGUUGACGGAUAAUGGGAGGACCUAUUUCGACAGGGCCAAAUCCUGCUUGGAGCGAAUCGUCCUGAGGAAGCUCUUCUCGAACGAAACCGACGAAAUCGGUUUGAUCGCCAUCGGGUCGGAGACUUCGGAUUCGAGGCUGUUCAAAGGUGGGAACGACUACAAGAACAUAUCGGAACGGACCCCGCUGCGCAUACCGAGCUGGGAUUUUUUGAAGGAGGUGGAAAACAUGGAGAUGUCGUCGGUGAAAGAGAGCAACUGGGUCGAGGGAUUCGUCGUCGGCUUGAAUUUCCUCAAAGAAGAGACGAGAGGAAAGAGAUUCCGUGAUAAACAACUCGUCGUUUUCUCAAAUUUCCAAUUGUCAGAACUUUACUCUAUGGGCAAACUGGACUCUUUAGUCGACGUCGUCGCUGCUGAGAAAAUCAACGUCGUUUUCAUUGGGGUCGAUGUGAAAGAAGAAAACGCCGACGUUGACGCUUUAAGUGGUAAUAAAGCUUUGAUGUUCAAAUUCGCGAGCAGACUCGAAACAGGCGUCUGGCUCAAUUUCAACGACGCAGAAGAAGAAUUCAAAUUCUACGAGAAAAAGAGAAAAAUGAAGCGAUUAAACAAAAUAACUUUAGACAUAGGCGUGAAAAUUAAAAUAUCUAUGAAGUGGAUGAAGUUGACGACAGAAGAGACUCGCAUCAUGUGGAGGAAGCCUUUGAUUAACGAACCCGGCUCGGCUAAUAUAAAUGAAACCGAAUCCACUCAUAAAGCUGUUAAACAUGAGGCUGAUGUGGUCCAAUAUGUAAAAUUCGGAGGGACUAAAGUAUACCUAAGCUAUGCCGAUCAGGAUGCUCUGAAGAGAAAAACCGGCUCACCGGUCUUCUCAUACUUAGGAUCUGUGAAAAAAGAAAGGAUCAAUCGUGCCAUGUUGACAGGGCAAGAUGUCUAUGUCGCUGUUCCGGACGGGACAGCCAGGUCGCACGCUUUAGUCUCUGCGUUGAUAUCCGCUCUCCAGGUUGAAAACAAGUACGGAUUGGCCAGGAGAAUUUUAUCAAACAAUGGUAAAAUUCAUCUCGGCCUCCUACUCCCGGUUUCAGACGAACUGGGGAAAGCUCUUUACUUUGUUAAACUCCCUUUUGCAGACAGUGUAAGAUCUGUCCUUUACAGGCCCCUCCCGCAAGAAAAAGACGAACGGCUGACCAGCCUCUUGGACGAUUAUAUAGAUUCACAACUGUUGGAAGACGGAGGUAAAAAUCUACUGAGAAGAGACCCUUCGUUUCAGCAUCGUUGCCAUAUAUUGUACACUAGGGCUAAGGGAGAUAAAACGGAGGAUGAACUCCCCGAUCACAUUAGGGAUUUAUACAAUCCUUAUCCCGAAUUGAAGAAUGCGGCCAAGCCUUAUCUGUCCAGUUUAAACAGAGAAUUUUUCAUAAAGUAUACAGAAACAGGGAAAAAUCGGUUGCGAGAAAGCAAAUAUGUACAAGAGGAUGAAGAACAUAUAUCAGAUAAAAACAAAAAAGAACCUACUGAAGACGAAGUUAAAGAAAUCAUGGAAAUAAAUAAAAUAGUUGAAAAUUUGGGUGAUCAUUCUGAUGAUGAACUAUUUGAUUUCAAGAUAGACACUCAACCACAAUUGGAUACAGACCAACUACUUGAAAAUUUUUAAUUGUCCAUUAUUAUUAUUAUAAUAUCAGUUUUUAAUGUUUUUUGUUGUUGGCUUUUUAUAAGCAAUACAUAUUUUUCUUGCACAAUAAAGUUGUUUCAUUAUUAUUUGUUUGUCCUGUGGAAUACCCUUUUUUCAAGGCUGCAGUAAUUUAAACAUUUACAAAAUUAUUUAAAACGUGGUCUAUUCAAUUUUUUUUAAAAUUAUAAGUAAUUUUCAUGUGUGCUAUCAUUAUUUGUAUAUCAUUUGAAAUCACAAUUAUUGGUGAUUAAUUUUUAUUUUAUUAAUUUAUUUUUUUAAAAUGUGUGGAUUAAUUAUUUCAAAAUGUGGCGAAGAGAAUGUAUGCCCACGCUACAAAAACAGAAAUUGCGAAGUCCUAUAAACAAGGUGGCUUUCCUGUUAUUUUAUAAUUAAUUAAUCAUUU
This is a messenger RNA of Cimex lectularius (bed bug), 2327 nucleotides long. Its product is annotated as X-ray repair cross-complementing protein 5-like. Gene Ontology annotation, biological process: cellular response to X-ray; double-strand break repair via nonhomologous end joining; telomere maintenance. Gene Ontology annotation, cellular component: Ku70:Ku80 complex. Lineage: Eukaryota; Metazoa; Arthropoda; Insecta; Hemiptera; Cimicidae. The record is from RefSeq and is a predicted model, not a curated record. The transcript has a single exon. Gene Ontology annotation, molecular function: double-stranded DNA binding; telomeric repeat DNA binding. Bases 200 to 1906 code for a protein of 568 amino acids.